Messenger RNA from Osmia bicornis bicornis, 1721 nucleotides. RefSeq names its product neurotrimin-like. Gene Ontology annotation, cellular component: axon; plasma membrane; neuronal cell body. The transcript has 10 exons. Gene Ontology annotation, biological process: homophilic cell-cell adhesion; synapse organization. The coding region runs from base 106 to 1521 and encodes 471 amino acids. NCBI's taxonomy places the organism in Eukaryota, Metazoa, Arthropoda, Insecta, Hymenoptera, Megachilidae. The record is from RefSeq and is a predicted model, not a curated record. Gene Ontology annotation, molecular function: axon guidance receptor activity; protein binding.
AGUCGAAGAGUUCGCGCGUACUACGGCAUCAUUCUGAAUCGUUUCUUCUUUUCCGUUUAUUUCGUGAUUCGAGGGUGGUGGAACGUAUAUACAUGUUUUUAUAAAAUGUUGCUGUUCGCUUGGAUGCUCUGCAUUUUUAUCAUUGGAAGUCGGGCAGCGGCGAACAACGGAUUUAAAAGUUACCCAACAACCGUGAAGACUUUUGAAAAUGACACGGUUUUGCUUCCGUGCUACGUCGAGGAUCACGACAACGUGCAAACGACGGUGAGGUGGUGGAGGGACGGCUUCCUUUUGGCUGACAGCGGUGAACCACGACACGUACCACCUGAAAGAGUUAGAAUGUACUCAAACAGGAGCUUGGAGGUUUCCCAUGUGAAGCGAAAUGAUACCGGGGAGUAUGUGUGCCAAGCUUCGCGACCAGCUCCCUGGGGAUACGCGACGCAGGUACACGAGAUCGAAGUAAUGUUUGCACCCAGCGUCCAACCAGUGCCAGAAUCCGGUAAACUGGAAGUGAACUUAGGGGAGGAGGUGGACAUGGCUUGCGUGGCUAAAGGUGUUCCAGUCCCCAUCAUAUCCUGGAAGAAUAAGGACGGGGAGAUACCGUUUCUGUAUGAUAGAUCACGUCUGCGAUUCCACGCUGAGAGUCCCAGUAACGCUGGUCGCUAUACUUGUGUGGCGAACAAUGACGUCGGUGAAUCCGCUGUGGCCACCAUAGAUUUGUACGUCAGAUACAAGCCGAGGAUCGAGAUGACGAGGACCUGGGCGCACGCACCUCCUGGGAUACGCGUACAGCUGCAUUGCGAGGUGACUGCCUGGCCAGAAGCAACGGUGGAAUGGUACUUCAACAACAAAAGCGUGAAGUAUUCGUCGAGGAUAGUGAAGCACAACGCAGGGAGUGAUCACAGUUUGGUGAUAAGGAACGUCAGAACGACGGAUUAUGGUUUCUACCUAUGCAGGGCUUCUAAUUCCUUGGGGAUCACCGAAGCGGCGGUCGAAUUAUCAGGCAUAGCGAAUCCUGCCGUCUUGAAGAAGACCUCUCACAGUCUUUCGAAGACCUCGUACAAUUUCGUCUGGGAGGUCUACAGUUACAGUCCCAUCGUUCAAUAUGAGUUCAGGUUUCGUAAAUACGUGAACGGUGUUCCUGGUCCAUGGCACAAUUUGUACAUUCCUAGUGGCAAUGAUGGAAACAGUUUCAUACACACGUACUCGUUCAACUUGACGGGAUUAGAAGAAGCAACGCAUUACGAAGCGCUCGUUUUGUCGAAAAAUCGUCAUGGAUGGAGCAAACCGUCGGAUAUAAUACGAUUCGCCACGGAAGGUGCUCCGGACAGAGACAGCUACAUUACAAACGCGAUACAAGAGGAUAAAAUUGUACCAGUGGUGCAACUUGCAUCAAUGUCGCAACAUUCACCUUUAGGAACAGACAGAAGUGGAUCAUCUUCUAACGAAGCAAAGUUAAUGAUAGUUAUAGCAUUUAUGUCUGUAUUAUAUGUAUUUACUACAAAUUUUGAAAAUAUCUAAUACGUUUAAAGCAGUAGUUUUAGUUAAUAAGGAAAAAGAAACAAAGAAAACAUCAGUUGUAUCCUAUAUUAGGAUAAAUUCUCCUUAAGUGAGAUUAUUAAACUUUAAGAUUGUAAAUAAAUUUAAAUGUAUCUAUUGUAGUUCAUAUAUUAUACUUUAAAGUGCCUUGGUUUACAAAUAAAACGUUAAUUACAGUUAAA